GGCGUGGGCCGGAGCGAAGAGUUGUUAUCGGAGAAGAGGGAGCAGAGGCAGGAACAGAGCAGGGGGUGUGUGAGUCUGUUUGCGGGGUCCAAAAAGGUGCACAACGCGGCGUGAAUGAGACAGGCAAGCUGGCGGAAUUCAACAUGGCAUCCGGAGAUACGCUGUACAUUGAGACAGACGGCUCGGAGAUGCCGGCCGAGAUCGUGGAGCUCCACGAGAUAGAGGUAGAGACGAUACCGGUGGAGACUAUCGAGACCACGGUGGUCGGCGGGGAUGACGACGACGACGACGAGGACGACGAAGACGACGACGACGACGAGGAAGAAGACGACGAGGACGACGACGACCAGCCCAUGAUCGCGCUUCAACCGCUGGUAACGGACGACCCCAACUCGAUCCACCACCACCACCAUCACCACCACCACCAGGAGGUGAUCCUGGUCCAGACCCGGGAAGAGGUGGUCGGCGGGGAUGACUCGGACCUGCACACAGACGGUGGCGGGUUCGAGGACCAGAUCCUCAUCCCGGUACCGGCUCCGGGCGUGGAGGACGAAUACAUCGAGCAGACUUUGGUGACUGUGGCCGGGAAGAGCUCGGUGGGUCGCGUGAAACGGGGAGGCGGCACUGGGGGGAAGAAAGCGGGCAAAAAGAGCUACCUGAGCGGCGCGGAGGCCGGCGGAAGAAAAUGGGAACAGAAGCAGGUGCAAAUAAAGACUCUGGAGGGGGAAUUCUCUGUCACGAUGUGGGCAUCGGAUGACAAUAAAGACAUCGACCACGAGUCGGUGGUGGAGGAGCAGAUCAUCGGGGAGAAUUCCCCUCCGGACUACUCCGAGUACAUGACAGGGAAGAAGUUGCCCCCUGGUGGCAUCCCGGGGAUCGACCUGUCAGACCCCAAGCAGCUGGCUGAGUUUGCCAGAAUGAAGCCCAGGAAAGUCAAAGAGGACGAUGCUCCCCGGACGAUAGCUUGCCCUCAUAAAGGCUGCACAAAAAUGUUCAGGGAUAACUCAGCCAUGAGGAAGCAUCUCCACACCCACGGACCCCGCGUGCACGUCUGUGCCGAGUGUGGCAAGGCCUUUGUCGAGAGCUCCAAACUCAAACGUCAUCAACUUGUUCAUACAGGGGAGAAACCGUUCCAGUGUACAUUUGAAGGCUGUGGGAAAAGGUUUUCUCUGGACUUCAACCUGCGCACACACGUGCGGAUCCACACUGGCGACCGGCCCUACGUCUGCCCUUUUGACGGCUGCAAUAAGAAGUUUGCCCAGUCAACCAACCUAAAGUCUCACAUUCUGACACAUGCCAAAGCCAAAAAUAACCAAUGAGAACCCGUCAAGCCACACAGAUGAAAAGAAGAAGAAAAAAAGAGCAUCCCAGCGACGCACGUGAAACCUCUUUUUGAAGAAGGAAUGAAAAGCUUGAGACUUAAUUGAUUUAUACAACAAAAAUGUGACUUUAAAAAAACUAACACUGCAAAUCAGCAAGUUUUCCUGCGUGCCCCUUUCUUCUGCUGUCAUAUUGGAUGAAGAACACAGUGACUAUUCCCCGACGCCCCGGCCAACACAGUCCCUUUAGUUUCUCCAGUGGCAUUCCGCUGCCAGAAGAUGGAACUCAUGGACACACAUCAGAGACUUAUUUUUACCAGAGCGAGCAGAAAAGCAGCAAUCCUUUAUUAUUUUUAUUUUCUCUCAUAGCUUUUAUUUUCCUCAAGUGUGCAUAUUGUACACUUGACUCAGGCUAUGUUGAGUAAAAAUUGUGAUUAUUUUUUGCCUCCUGCAUCAUAAGAUCCUACCUAUGAUACAAACGGCUUUGGUCUUGGGUGACCCGUUUCACACGUAGGAGAAGUUUAAAAACAGCUAUUAUGUUUGCAUUUCCAUACCCUCUUUGGUUGUAUUUUUCUCUUACCACAAAAUAAUCUUGUAUACUUGUAUUGUAUGGCUGUAUUAAAAUUACGUAGACAUAGCUAGAGGUGUGAUUUAAAAGUGUUAACCAAUUAAACUUUUAGUCAUGAGUUGCUUUAUAUUUUCUAUGAAUUGUCUUUACACAGUUGAAUGGGUAAUAUAAACCUACUCAGAGCCCUUCUCACUUAAAGUAUCAGGAGCGUUCGUUGAACUGACUGCGUGACCAUCACUUUCUCUGUUAGAAUGUAAUGUACAGACGUCAACCAUAAACUUCCUUUGUUGAUAUUUACACCCAUGUAUCUCAACUGCCCAAAAUAAAACGGGUCAUUACAACCCUGUCAAAAUACA
Scophthalmus maximus (turbot) is the source of this 2243-nucleotide messenger RNA. RefSeq names its product YY1 transcription factor b (gene yy1b). The transcript has 5 exons. Gene Ontology annotation, biological process: regulation of transcription by RNA polymerase II. Gene Ontology annotation, molecular function: RNA polymerase II cis-regulatory region sequence-specific DNA binding; DNA-binding transcription factor activity, RNA polymerase II-specific. The coding region runs from base 144 to 1319 and encodes 391 amino acids. NCBI's taxonomy places the organism in Eukaryota, Metazoa, Chordata, Actinopteri, Pleuronectiformes, Scophthalmidae. Gene Ontology annotation, cellular component: transcription regulator complex; PcG protein complex. The record is from RefSeq and is a predicted model, not a curated record.